Molecule: messenger RNA, 1266 nt
Organism: Babesia microti strain RI
Lineage: Eukaryota; Apicomplexa; Aconoidasida; Piroplasmida; Babesiidae
Product: ALA-interacting subunit 5
Exons: 3
Coding region: 1-1266 (421 amino acids)
Cellular component (GO): endoplasmic reticulum; plasma membrane; Golgi apparatus
Source: RefSeq, a predicted model, not a curated record
AUGUGUGCUAAAAUGGAUAUUCCGGAUAACAGCCGAGAUACUUCUCAAGAAAAUAACGAUUCCAGUAUUAGCAAUGAAUAUUCGAAGGCUAAAAACAAUUCAGUGGAUAUUAAUGUUCCUAUAAUCCAAUCUGAACGAUCGCUAUACACUGAGAAUAAUGGUGAAACAAGCAUUUGGAGUACCCUAGACUCAUGCCAUAUAAAUAACAUGGAAAAGAUUAAACAGCUAGAUUUAAAUCGUAACAAAUUUGCUUUUAUAAUCUAUCGUCCUAUCCCUUCCGUCGUUAUUUGUCUUUCUAUAGGCACUUUCAUGUUGGCGAUUGGCAUUACAAUGGCACUUUUGGGUAGAACAAUUGAUACUGUAUUCAUACAAUACAAAGAAUCUGAAACCGAUCCCAUUAAAUUUGAGGUAAAACAGACAUUAUAUUCACCAGUAUAUAUGUACUAUCGUAUAACAAAUUUUUAUGCAUCACACAAGAAAUAUACAAAUGAUUCGAUUUACAAUAUAUCAGAUCAAAACAGAUGUCUUGCAGUUAACAAACUUCGUGAGCUUGUGGAUUUUAGAUGUUUUAACGGCAAGAAUACGUUAUAUCCGGGUGAUGAAGGGGAUAAAAUUUGCGAUAUGACAACAAUGGAUAUGGAUAUUUUCAACAGAGACAUCUACCCUUGUGGUAUUUCAUCCGCUACCAUUAUGACUGAUGAAUAUAGAAUUUGUACCAAUUCUGACCUCAAAAAUUGUUAUGAACAUACAAUGCCUGUUGAUUCUAGAGAUAGUGACAUUUUCAGGAAUUUAUUUGAAUAUGAUGAGAAUAAAUUGGUUUGGAUAGAUCCCAUGAAUAUCAGAUUGAGGCGUUGGAAUGUUAGUGCAUUUGGUCCCAAUUUCCAAGUGCUAUAUGGUAUAAUUGAGCAGGAUAUACCAGCGGGUACAUACUACUUAAAUGUUAAAAAUAACACAUGGCCUUCGAAUGAAUGGAAUGCGGAAAAGGGAAUUGCACUGGUAACAACGACAAUUUUUGGUGGCAAAUCGACACCAUUUAUGAUAAUAAUAUUUACAAUAGGUUCCUUAUACUUCCUAACUGGUAUAUUUUUCUUAGUGAUGCAUAUACUAACUUGUAUAUCAAAGAAAGAUGGGCUGGAUGAAUUAACAAGCAUGGAAGACGUUAGUAAUGUGAAAGAUUGCAGUAUAACUGAAACAAUGGAUGAUGGAUUUUCUGAACACUUUGAUUUGGAUGAUGAGAAGGUGCCAUGUCUUUGCCCAUAUCACUAA